CGUAGUGGAGAGGUCCAGCGACCUUCACAGGCGAGUGGCGAGGCCGGAGACAGACUUCGACCUCGCUUCCCUCGGCUUGGUGGUCGUCGAGACACUAUCUCUGUGUCUUUGUAAGCAUGCCAAUCAAGCCUUACCUUAAUACACAUGGUGGCAUCUCAGAAUGCCCUGAUCCUAUCUGGGUAUGCUUCUUACUGUUCAAAAUAUAUGCAUAGCUUACUCCAUGUAUUACUUGCAAGACGGAAUUGUCCCUCCUCUGAAGCAUGUCUUCCGGGACAAGCUCCAAGCCCCGAGCAGCAGCGGAGGAAGGCAGAGAGAAUUAGGCGGAACAAGAAAAGAAGGCCUCUCCAUAACCACUAUGCAAAUGGUGGAGGCUUUUGGGACAGUGGCAUGGAGGGCUUUGAGAGUGAGGAGGUGGGGAAGAGUGAAGUGUGGGAGGGGGUGGGAUCUACCACAAUAGAUGGCAUAGAUUGGCACUGAAGUGAAAGCUGUUGAUUAUGUUUUGAUCUUGUUAAUUUGCAAUGCCUUCAGUUCUCUCUUUUCUUAUUCUAGUUUCAGCAUGUAUCCUUCGUUAGCAUAUCAAGCAUACUUUAACAAUAGAAAGCGAUGCCUCCAC
Molecule: messenger RNA, 613 nt
Organism: Rhodamnia argentea
Lineage: Eukaryota; Viridiplantae; Streptophyta; Magnoliopsida; Myrtales; Myrtaceae
Exons: 2
Coding region: 145-477 (110 amino acids)
Source: RefSeq, a predicted model, not a curated record